Molecule: messenger RNA, 2121 nt
Organism: Chaetura pelagica (chimney swift)
Lineage: Eukaryota; Metazoa; Chordata; Aves; Apodiformes; Apodidae
Gene: PHTF1
Product: putative homeodomain transcription factor 1
Exons: 15
Cellular component (GO): endoplasmic reticulum
Source: RefSeq, a predicted model, not a curated record
AUGAUUUGAUGGUUUUUCCUUUAAUUCCAAGGCUCUACGUUUGCCAAAGCCAAGCCCGAAAUCCCCUGGACAUCACUAACUCGGAAGGGAAUUGUGAGAGUUGUGUUUUUUCCAUUGUUCAGCCAGUGGUGGAUCCAGGUCACUUCCCAGAGGAUUUUUAUGUGGCUCCUGGUGCUCUACGUUAUGCAAGUUGUAGCUGUGGUGCUGUAUUUCCUGGUGCCUGUGGUGAACCCCAGCGAGGUGCUGGGCCCCCUGUGCCUGAUGCUGCUGAUGGGCACCGUGCACUGCCAGAUCGUGUCCACCCAGGCCCCCCGGCCCGCGGGCAACGGGCUGGGCCGGCGCAGGAGGAAGCUACGCAAAUCUGUGGGUGUUGAUGGGAGCAGUUGGUCUUCUCCUGACAAAACCAGCCAAGAGGAGCAGUCUGAACCCGCAUCCAUCCUGAACACCGUGUUCAGCGCGCUGUUCCGGAGGAGAGUUAGAAGAGUGAAGUUGGUGGCUGAGAAAGGGACUGAGACAGAGGCUGGUGUGAGUGCUGUGGGUGCUGCCUUUGCACACAGACACACCAGAUCUGAACACAGGCUGUUGCACUUCAAAGAGAAAAGUAAACUUUCCGAUGGGGAAAAGAGCCAUCAGGGGGGCUGCUCCACCAGGGGGGCUGUUUCUGAGGAGCUCUCCAGUGAGGAGGACACUGAAGCGAUGGCCCAACGGGUCUUGUUGCGCCAGAACGUUGAAGGGGCUUCCAGUGACAACAGCUAUGAGGAGAAGAGGAGGAGGCCUCUUGUUUCUCUGAACCAGGCUGUCUCACAGGUCAAGCAAACCCUGAAAGGCGCCAGAGACUCUGACAGUGUUGUGGAAUCUGAGCUGGAAUCCACACUGUAUAGUCAGGACUCGAGGUCCUGCAUCAGCGGGGGAUCCCGGAGCUGCAGCGUGACCCGGAGGGACUCGGAGAGCACCCGGCAGGACUCGGAGACCGAGGACAUGCUGUGGGAUGACCUGCUGCACGGCCCCGAGUGCCGCUCCUCGGGCACCAGCGACAGCGAGGAGAUGAGCGCCAGGGCCGCCCGGCGCGACCCCAGCGAGGACGUGUUCCAGCAGAACCAUUUGUUUUGGCUGCAGAACACAAGUCCAGCAUCUGCAAAAGUGAGUGCACUGAUCUGGGAAGGGAAUGACUGUAAGAAGGUGGACAUGUCUGUGCUGGAGAUCAGUGGGAUUAUCAUGAGCAGGGUUAAUGCCCACCAGCAAGGAGUGGGGUACCAGAUGCUGGGGAACCUCCUCACCAUCGGGCUGGCGUUCCUGCCGUUCCUCUACAGACUCGUCCGCACGGAUCACCCGGAGCAGCUGUGCUCCAUUUCCCUGAAGGAGCUUUUGCACAUCUUCUGUGGGGCACCUGCCAGCACCCCUGUUGUUGUUCUCUCUGCCAUCAACUUCCUUGAAAGACUUUGCUUAACCUGGAUGUUUUUCUUCAUGAUGUGUGUUGCUGAGAAAACCUACAAGCAGAGGUUUUUGUUUGCCAAGCUUUUUAGUCACAUCACAUCAGCUCGGAAAGCCAGGAAAUACGAAAUUCCUCACUUCAGACUCAAGAAGGUAGAAAAUAUUAAGAUCUGGUUAUCCCUGCGUUCAUACCUAAAGCGACGAGGCCCCCAGCGAUCCGUGGACGUGGUCGUGUCCUCCAUCUUCCUACUGGCUCUUUCAAUUGCUUUUAUAUGCUGUGCCCAGGUUCUUAAGGGUCACAAAACAUUUCUGAAUGCAGCCUACAACUGGGAGUUCCUCAUCUGGGAGGCAGCACUUCUUCUCUUCUUACUACGUCUGGCAUCUUUGGGCUCUGAAACCAACAAGAAAUACAGUAAUAUUUCAGUCUUGCUCACUGAGCAGAUCAACUUAUACCUCAAGAUGGAGAAGAAGCCAAACAAGAAGGAGCAGCUGUCUCUAGUGAACAAUGUUCUGAAGUUAUCUACAAAGCUGCUGAAGGAAUUAGAUACUCCAUUUAGGCUGUAUGGGCUGACCAUGAAUCCAUUAAUCUACAAUAUAACACGUGUUGUGAUACUCUCUGCUGUCUCAGGUGUUAUCAGUGAUCUUCUAGGCUUCAAUAUCAGAUUAUGGAAAAUUAAACCAUGACCUGAC